Molecule: messenger RNA, 2830 nt
Organism: Diatraea saccharalis (sugarcane borer)
Lineage: Eukaryota; Metazoa; Arthropoda; Insecta; Lepidoptera; Crambidae
Source: the annotation of a GenBank genome assembly
CUCCAUCUUGGUCUGUGCUAGCACGAUAUAGUCCAAGACAUUUUUGGUCUGUGGUUUAGUUUGUGGUUCAAAAUGGCUCUCAAGGCACUCGUUGGGCAAAAGAUUAUGAAUGAAGUUAUCCGCUAUCGCGGACCCAAAGGAAAAGAAUCUCAACGUAUAGAAUGGAGAAUCCUUAUAGUUGACCAGCUCUCCAUGAGAAUGGUGUCAGCAUGCUGUAAGAUGCAUGAUAUCUCAGCAGAAGGCAUCACUUUGGUAGAAGACAUACACAAGAAGAGAGAACCAUUGUGUACAAUGGAUGGUAUUUAUCUGAUAACACCUUGUGAAAAAUCAGUCCAUGCCCUGAUUAAUGACUUCUCUGUUGGCAAUCGCAUUAUGUACAAAGCCGCUCAUGUCUUCUUUACUGAGGCAUGUCCAGAUGUACUUUUUGAUGAGUUAUCACAUAGUCGAGUUUCUAAGUACAUCAAAACAUUAAAGGAAAUCAACAUAGCCUUCAUACCAUAUGAGGGACAGGUAUUCUCUCUGGACUCCCCUGAGACCUUCCAGUGCAUGUACAAUCCUGCGUUAGCGCAAACCCGCAAUGCUAACAUGGAGCGUAUAGCUGAGCAGAUUGCUACACUGUGUGCCACACUAGGAGAAUACCCUUCAGUACGAUACCGAAGUGAUUGGGAGCGCAAUGUUGAGCUUGCGCAACUUAUCCAACAAAAACUGGAUGCCUACAAGGCUGAUGAACCAACCAUGGGUGAAGGUCCAGAGAAAGCACGCUCCCAACUACUAGUAAUAGACCGUGGCUUCGACUGUGUGUCGCCGCUCCUACACGAACUCACGCUUCAAGCUAUGGCAUACGAUCUCCUGCCCAUUGAAAACGAUGUCUAUAAAUAUGAAGCAUCACAAGGGCAACAACUGAAAGAGGUAUUAUUGGAUGAAAAUGACGAGCUGUGGGUCGAGUUACGGCAUCAGCAUAUUGCCGUCGUAUCAACUUCUGUUACCAAAAAACUAAAGAUGUUCACUGAAUCAAAACGAAUGGGAGGAGGAGACAAACAAUCAAUGAGGGAUCUCUCCCAAAUGAUUAAAAAAAUGCCACAGUAUCAGAAAGAGCUCUCCAAGUAUGCAACACACUUACGUUUAGCCGAGGACUGCAUGAAAGCUUACCAAGGCUAUGUCGAUAAACUCUGCAAAGUUGAACAGGACCUUGCCAUGGGUACUGAUGCAGAAGGCGAAAAGAUAAAGGAUCAUAUGAGGAGCAUUGUUCCUGUCCUACUCGAUCAGUCUGUGGUGAACUUCAACAAGAUGCGUAUCAUUGCUCUAUAUAUAAUGUCGAAGAACGGCAUAUCCGAAGAGAAUCUCAAUAAGUUGGUGACGCACGCGCAGCUCGAGCCGUCGGACAAACAGGCCCUUCUCAACCUCGCUAAUCUCGGCCUUAACGUCGUCGUUGAUGGUAAUCGCAAGAAGCAGUAUCAGGUGCCCAGGAAAGAAAGAAUCACUGAACAAACUUAUCAGAUGUCGCGAUGGACACCGGUGAUAAAGGAUAUCAUGGAAGACGCUAUUGAUGAUAAAUUGGACCAAAGACACUUCCCCUUCCUUGCUGGACGAGCGCAGACUUCAGGAUACCAAGCGCCAACUAGCGUUCGAUAUGGACAUUGGCAUAAAGACAAAGCUCAGCAAACUAUUAAAAACGUACCACGUCUCAUCGUGUUUGUCGUUGGAGGCGUCUGCUUCUCGGAAAUCCGGUGCGCGUACGAGGUGACAGCUGCUGUCAAAAAUUGGGAGGUGAUCAUCGGCUCUUCACACAUUCUCACACCAGACACCUUCCUUUCAGACUUGAGCUCUCUCACCGCCUAAACAUUUAAUUUAAUUCUUUACCAACCUAGUAGCAGAAAGUUUAGUCAUUUGUUAUAUAAUAAAACGGUUUAAUCUUUAUAAAAUUAUAAAAGUACGAAUUAGAUUCUUCAAAGUCGCUGUUCGUUUUUGUUUAAAAUUAAUAUUGUACUGACAUUGCAGUAAUCGGUGUAGUCUAUAACAGAUCAAAUCAUAUACAAAUUUAUGUUACAUAGUAACUCGUGGUUUUUCAUGGACUUAUUAUAAACAAAAAACGGUAUUAAUAAUUGUUUGUUGAUUUAACUAAAGUUUGAGUGUAUAUUGUUAACAUUUUGAAAUAAUUUUAGAUGUGUAUAUUAUUUUUUGUUAAAGUAUUAAAUUUGUAUAAUUAUUGUUAGUAAAUUGUAAAGUUUCAUGUUUAGUUUUAAGAUUGGUAUUUUUAAUUCAUUUUAAGUAAAAACUAUUUAAAUGCACCAUUUUUAAUCAACAUACUGACUAUCAAUAUUAAUAAAAUCUCGUGAUCUCGUGAGGAAAGACAACAAUUUGUCUAUUGAUAAGUAUAUUUAUUACUCAUAUAAAAAUUAUCUUCUUCAAACUUUGCUUAAUAAAUAUGUGUACAUUUGCUUCCAUUUCGUUAUAAUUAACGCCAAAUAAUAGAUCUUAACAAAAUAAAUCAAAGUAUGCAAACUGUGUUAUCGUGUAAUUUUUCUCUCGCGCCGCACGGUCUAAGGUGCCGCAAAUUACUUCAUGAAAUUAAAUAAUAAUGCAUAGGACUUAAAUAAAAAACUAGAAAUUGUAGUUUCCAAAUCGCUAGUUUUAUAAUUGGUCAUUGGUCAUUAAAGACCUUGUACGUGGCGUUUAGAAUUUUCAAGAGUCAAUAAAAAUAAUUCCAUAUAUAAGUGCGUCAAGGUUGCGCCCCUUUUUAGUUUUUAUUUUUCUUUUGAAUCACUCAUCACGAUUUCACAUACAUUAAUCAAAAAAUCUGUCAUAACUCUAAGAGUCGCUGCGUAUAUAA